This is a messenger RNA of Leptidea sinapis, 7160 nucleotides long. Its product is annotated as sodium-dependent nutrient amino acid transporter 1-like. The record is from RefSeq and is a predicted model, not a curated record. The transcript has 14 exons. NCBI's taxonomy places the organism in Eukaryota, Metazoa, Arthropoda, Insecta, Lepidoptera, Pieridae. Gene Ontology annotation, molecular function: L-amino acid transmembrane transporter activity. Gene Ontology annotation, biological process: sodium ion transmembrane transport. Gene Ontology annotation, cellular component: membrane. The coding region runs from base 91 to 1962 and encodes 623 amino acids.
GUUGUUUUUAGUGAAGUGAAGUGCUGCAAGUUAAAUGGUGUUCAGUGAAAUUUCAUUUGUUUUUUAAAUAUUUUUUUUUAAAUUAACAAAAUGAAUCAAAAUGGAAAAGGCGGUGGAUUUUCAAACGAAGGAUUCCAUGCGUCAGCAGAUGACAAACCAAAGCCCCACCUUGAAGCUAAUUCCGAUAAAAAGGCUGAUGAGGAUGUUGAAGAUGGGCAACCCGAACGGGCUAUGUGGGGAAAUCAAAUUGAGUUUCUCAUGUCCUGCAUAGCCACGUCUGUCGGCUUGGGCAACGUGUGGAGAUUUCCAUUCAUCGCGUACCAGAAUGGUGGUGGAGCCUUCCUCAUCCCGUACAUCAUUGUUCUGAUCCUUAUUGGAAAACCUAUGUACUACCUGGAGGGUAUCUUAGGUCAAUUCAGUUCGAGGAAUUCUGUUAAAAUUUGGUCAAUGUCACCAGCAAUGAAAGGGACGGGUUACGCACAAGCUCUUGGCUGUGGAUACAUACUGUCAUACUACGUCUCCAUCAUAGCUCUGUGCAUAUUUUAUCUCUGCAUGAGUUUCCAAGCAACUCUACCAUGGGCUGUAUGUCAGCCAGAAUGGGAGAAUUGCGUCGCGUCUGGCGUCGUUGAGAAUGUCGACGACAACGUUAACGGCACGAGCAGCGCUGAACUUUACUUCGUGAGAACAGUUCUACAACAGAGUGAUGGACUCGAAGGAGGGUUGGGACUGCCCAUAUGGUACUUAACCCUUUGUUUGUUCGGAGCCUGGUUCGUUAUCUUCCUGAUCGUGUCCAGAGGAGUGAAGAGUUCCGGAAAGGCUUCCUAUUUCCUUGCCUUGUUCCCAUACAUCGUGAUGAUCAUAUUACUGAUUACCACUCUGACAUUAAGUGGUUCUGGAAAUGGCAUCCUCUUCUUUAUAACGCCGCAGUGGGAUAAACUUUUGGAACUUAAUGUGUGGUACUCCGCCGUCACGCAAGUGUUCUUCUCACUGUCCGUGUGUACCGGCGCCAUUAUCAUGUUCUCUUCGUACAACGGCUUCCGGCAGAAUGUUUACAGAGACGCUAUGAUUGUGACUACGCUGGAUACGUUUACCAGUUUACUGUCUGGAAUUACGAUAUUCGGUAUUCUGGGUAACCUGGCGCACGUUCUUGGUAAAGAAGUCAAUGAGGUGGUGGGCUCCAGGGGCACUGGGCUUGCGUUCGUCACUUAUCCUGAUGCGAUUGCAAAAACCUUCCAGCCUCAGUUAUUCUCCGUCCUUUUCUUCCUCAUGAUGUUUGUGCUGGGCAUCGGAUCAGCCGUCGCUCUUUUAUCGACCAUCAACACUGUUCUCAUUGACGCCUUCCCCAGAGUCCGCACGCCCUAUAUGUCCGCCAUCUCAUGCACAUCUGGAUUUUUAAUCGGACUUGUUUAUGUCACGCCAAGUGGUCAAUAUAUUCUUGAGCUGGUAGACUACUAUGGCGGAACAUUUUUGGUUUUAUUCUGCGCAAUCGCUGAAAUUGUCGGGGUAUUUUGGAUUUAUGGUUUGGAGAACCUGUGUCUGGACGUCGAGUUUAUGUUGGGAAUCAAAACAUCGGUUUAUUGGAGGUUCUGUUGGGGCCUGAUCACUCCUGUCAUUAUGAUCGUUGUAUUCAUAUACGCCUUGCAAUCCAGUGAAGCGCUAUCUGUUGGAGAUUAUUACUACCCGACAGCCGCCUACGUUGCUGGGUACAUGAUGCUCCUCGCUGGUGUGUUAUUUGUCCCAAUAUUUUUGGGUAUCUCCCUCUACAAAAACAGGACUGGUAACUGUAAAUCGACUCUGAAGAGAUCGUUCACACCAAAGUCAUCUUGGGGUCCAAGGUCGUUAAGUCAAAAACGUGAAUGGAUGCUAUUCAAGAGUGAUAUUAAAGCUAUACAGGCUAAACAAAGAACUUCGUUAACAAAGCAUUUGUGGUUAAGUAUGACCGGUGGAUAUAAAACUGAAUAAAACGGCUCAGUAGGUCAUUAAGUAGGUUAACUUAGUAUUAGUGAAACGAAUUAAUUUAUUAUAAUUAUUGUAUAAGAUACAGUCGGCCGGUGGUGAGGAAAACAGACUGAGGACCUUCCAUCAAUGUGUGGCUUGCUCAGUCCAAACUGUUUGAUCUUUAAUUUAGUUGUAAAUAAAUAAAUAAAUCAUUUAUUUUGCUAGAAAACAUGUAACAAUGGGUGUAAAUAGUUUUUAUGUAUCAAUGUUAUCGGCCAUUUCUGGCAUGCAAAAUUAUUAUUAACCAUUAAUUCAUUUUUCGUUUCAUUACAAAAUUCUAGUUAUUAUUAUAAUUGAUUUAACAUUAAACAAACUCUAUAUUUCAAGCACUAAGGUCAAUUUAAAUUAUAAUUAUUAUUUUUAAAUGUCAUUAUUUAAAGACUAGAAUUAAUAUAUAUUUUAAAGUCAAUUUAAUUUAAUCUAAUGUGUCAACAUUUCAUUAUAAAAACAUUUAUCUAUAAGCCAUGUAAAAAGAUCCUUUUUUAAUCGUUGGACGGGUAAUACGCGUAAGCUUGGAGAGAGUUUAUUAAAUAUUUUUAUACACAUGACAUAGCUACAUUUUAGUAGGAUGCAUUAUGAAAUUUGUGUGCAAUCACCAGUCUGUCACGUUUUGUUUAGAGCCAUCCUAUGUAGAUGUUGGAUGUCGAGACCACUGUACUGUAUAAAUACCACUUGACAGGAUAUCCAUAUGUUUGACAGAAAUUAUUUGUGCCUAUUUGAAGCACCACUCGCGAGCGUCCAGAGAACUAAUUUUUCUAGUUAUUUAUACUUCAAGAAUCAACGUAAUAAACUUCACAAUUUUUUUUGUAAAUAGUUUCCCACCAUCUAUCGAUGUUUGCUAAGCUUGUCAUCAGUAGUUUUAGUACCGCAGACUCUCCAAAGAUGCGCCAAAAUGGCUAAUAUCAAACAGGCACAAAAGCACUUUGACAGCCGCCAGUCCAGUGGCUUAAAGUAGAGGUCAGUGGUCGAUACUCUUAUCUCUUCGGCCCCGAUUUCACCAUUGGAGUAAAACGCGAUUAGAACACUCACGCAAGCAAACAAGUUUACAGAUUCAAUUCUGAUUACACCAAAUCAAACUCAAUUUUAGCCUAAACGCGUUUAAAUCCUAACCGUCGAAUUUUUGAUGUUUAACUUGAUCCCGUUCAAGAGCUCUCACUAUCGUUAUCGUAAUAGAAAUAUUGACAUUUAACUAUUUUGAUUUUGUGCAUACUUACCAAUGACAGGUUAGACAUUUGGUAUUUGAUACAUCCUAUUGUUUAUGACAUGUAAACUCAGUUUACGUCAAUACGCUCAAAACAUAUUGGUGGAAUCGCUUUGUGGUUAAUCGAGAAAGAAAGACUGGCAUUUGAACUCGUUUACGUAAAAACUGGGUUUUGUUGAACUCAGUUUGAAGUGUCAUUGGUGAAAUCGGGCUUAGACCUUUUAUGAAAGCAAUCAUUAGUGUUUAAUAUUAUAUUUAAGUCUUAUUAUUACUGUUACAUUCUUUACUCUAUAUAAUAUUGUAUUAAUUAAAGUGAAACUUUUAUUAAAUCGUCUCAAACUUUUUCGUUGAAUGUCGCGUGACGGUCGGGCGGCGCCUAUAGUUCGCAGCAGCUGACCGUGUAGUGUAUAGACUAUUACUCAUUUGUGCCAGUGCUCCACGCUAUUUUUAGUUAAAUGUCUAUAAUGUGAAAAAAAGUUUCACUUUUACCGUGGUUUCAUACAACCACACAACCCUUUUUCAAUUUCAGUCCACUUUUUAUUUCUUAGUAUUUUAAUACAUUUAACAUUUUCAUUUAGCCGCUAAUGUUUAAGUACAUAAGACAUAAAAAGAUCAAUUUAUCUUUAAUAUUAUUUUUUUUUAAUAUUAAAAUAAAUAAUAUCACCACUGGUACUAUCCAUAUCUAGGUAGGGGUUAAAAUAUAAUCGAUUAUAAAGAUGUAUUUUAGGUUUAUUACUACUAUUUAGCAAAUCAUCGAACCUGUUUUUAAUUUAAAGUUUAUUAAGUGAUAAAACCUAACAAGAAAACUAUUUUUUUAAAUUAAUAUUACUGUAUUUAUAUACAUGUAUACAUAUAUUUAUACAUAUAUGUUACAUAAGAAAAGACGACUUACUGCUGAUCGACUAUUAUUGUUUAAAAUAAUGGAGGAUAAUAUAUGGAUUAUUCAGAAAUACGGUUUAGUUUUAUCAAUAGUUCUCAUUGGUUUUUAUGAGGACAACAAUAUCUGCCAGGUCGGUUAGCUAGCGAUAUUAAUAUUUUUUUAUAGACUAUAUAUGUAUCUUACAUCAUUUAUACGUCUAGAUAGACUAUGACAGUUGUGAAAACGUCGAAAAAAAUUGAGUUUAGACUCUACUUUGACCAAUUCACGCACACUAAUACAAAAUGUCAUACAAACCACGAGUGUAAGACGUAGCUUGUCACGCACACUAAUUUAAUAUUCCUAGCAUGUUUUUAACGGUUGUCUAACAGCAAGAGACUCCAUCUAUACGUAUAAACUAUCUAAGUUAAGUAUCUACAUCAAUACUAUUUCGUAAAAUAAUAGUAAUAGGUACCUACGAUUGCAACCUUAUAACUUAAGCCUUACUUAAGUUUGUAUCAUAGGACUGUGAAAUAAUAGUAUAUUAUGAUUCAAGUGAGCUAAGUAGCUCAUUAUACACCAGGCGGGGGGCUGCAGCCCGAGCAUCACGUGAGGGCGUAAAUCAGCCGAGUGUCUAGUAAGCAACUUAUUCACGAGUUUCAUACGCACAUUUUCAACACACUUGCAAGAAAAAAAAAGCAAACAAGUAUUUCAUUAAUCGUUCAAACAAAGUAUGACAAUUAUGGGAAAUGGCGCGCAAGUUUUUUUUUUAUGCGCGCGCCAAGUGUAAGGUGAUUAACAUACAGCCAUACUGCCUACUUCAAAAUUAUAAUUUUAGUGAUAAAAUGUAUAAUUAUAUUUUAUAACAAAUUAUUGUGAAUUAUAAAUUUAGUUAAAUGAUUUAUAAUAAUUAGGGACACAUAUUUCAUUUAUUCCAAAAAUAUAAAUGGAUAUUCAUAAAACCUUUUUGUUGUUACCAAAAAAAAACUUUAUUACCCGGCUAAAUUGAUAAUGCUCUGUUAUAUGAGACUAGCUCAUACAAUUUGCAGUUAGGUAGUAACUUUACUUUGUUGUGAUAAUUCUAUUAUGCACUAGUGUGUAAUAUUAUUAUGCACGUGUGUGUUAAAAUACGGUUUAUGACCCUAAGAACGAUGUUAUAAGACUCACUUUUCAAGCAAGUGUGUUCAAAAUAAAUAAUCUGUGAUAAUUAAAUUCUAUCGUAGAUAGUAUAAUAUAUAUAAGUCAUUAUAUUGUUCUUCAACAGAUUUGUUAUCAUAUUUUAUAAUAUUUUAUCAAUAACAUGAUUUGUAUCUGAAAUUAUCACAAAUAAUCGUUGAAGUCAUCGUCCAUUUUAGUAUCACUCCACCUUGAUUGUCGAUACCCGGAUUCUUCAAAAUAGCUUUUGCAUUAAAGGCCGGACCGCAUUAGAGCGGUGCUGCGGUACCAAAUAUCACUAUUUGCUUCCUCGUCUUCUUAAUGACUCUGCACAAUUUCACACUGACUUCAGAAUGUCGAAGACAAAAUUCUAUAAAUUGAACAAUUAGCACUACGCAUACUGAAGCGACGCGCCGUUUUCUGUGAUGCACUGUGAAUCGCGCAGCGCGUCUAAUUAAUCUCUCGAAGGCACUGCCGAGACGCGCUGUGCCGCACAGUGCAGAUCCGCUCUAGCACGAGAUGCACCAAAUGAAAUGAUUGAAAUAAUAAUUCGAUGCUUUGUGCUGCGUAGCGCCGCUGUAAUGCGGUCCGACCUUAAUUUGUAAGUGCUUAAUUUCCUAUACAGAAAAUAUUUUAAGAUUGAAAUAAAUUAUUUUAUCUAAUUACGUGGUCUGAAGGAAUCUGGACUCUGCUUUUCAUUUCUUAUAAGAGGAGAAUAAAAACCGGAUUGAUUUGUUUAAGAAACAGUAUCUUAAUAGAACAUAAUUAAUGAUUAAUUUUCGUAAGAGAGCUAUUAAAAGUUAGAAUUAAAAUUAUUAAGUAUGAAAUGGAAUAGAUAGUUCAUUCCCGGUGUAAUAAAUUUGGAUUAUUUUAUUUCGAGAAAUGUCUUGUCGUUUCCGUUCCUGGUAUAGAAAUCGUUUUACCUUACCCCAGAUAGUCCUGAUAGUCUUUAGAAGUACUAGAUUCCGUGUCUUUUCAUUAUAGUCAAUUUUUUUAGAUAAUUUAUACGUCUAGAUAGACUGUGACAGCUAUGAACAGACAGAAAAAUAGUUGCGAAGAAAUUACAAUUACAAAGUUAGCAUUACGAAAACUACAUUAACGGCCGUUUUCAAUAACGUAUCUCUAGUUACGGAUACCGUCUGCUGUCACCGUUUAAUGACAAGAUCUCAUCUAUCCAUAGUUAUGUCAGAUUUAGUUAUAGUUCAAUGCUUUAUGUCGAUAGGUUAUUGAAAUGUAAUUAAGCGUAAAAGGAAAGAUUUGUCUUACCUCUAGUAAGUUAAACUAAGGAUACAUAGGUUAUAGAAAACGGCCGUAAACUGGUUCGCUAUCUGUCUCUACCUAGUUCACUUUCAAAAAGUGAACUAUGCAACGCGUCACAUUGAUUUUUAUCAACAAAUACGUAAUUGUGUAUUUAGAGUAAACCAUUUCGAGCAAACAACUAGAACUGAAGGAAAACUCUGCCUAAUAGACGCGUAGGCAGAGUUUUGCUUCAGACAAUUUUUGAGCGUGAUUGUGAGUAGUUGUUAAGCGUACGUUAAUGGUGUAAACUUGACUAUUUGCUAUAGAUAGCCAUAGCUACCGUGUAGAGUAAGUAGUGGUCUGAUGAUCUUAAAAUUUGUAUAAUAAUGUUUUCAAUUUGAUUCUAAAAAGAAUUCCAAAAGAAUCAAUUUUAAGAUAUAACUAAUGUCAUUAAUAUUUCUUAGAAGCGUAAAGCGAGCUUUAUAUUAUAAUGGUAAUUGUAUCAAUAGCAUCGAAUUAGAUUUUACACUGUCUUAUAUAAAUGCAUAGCAAAUGAGUAGGUAAUAUUAAUAAUGUAAAGGUAUGUUUUAUGAUUUUAAGUAGAUACUAUAAUUGUGCUAUUGUCCUUACUGUGCUUAAAAUAAUAUUUUAUAGUUUAUAGAGACUAUCAUUAUGUUAAAUAAAUAAAUACAAUUUUGUUCCGAAUAAGUA